AUGAAGCCCAAUAAGUUGUUUCUUGCUGUAGCCUUAUUUGUUUCCUCAGCGGCCUCCGCACCUUACCAUAGUUCUCAUGAGGAACAACGAGUUGCUCCUUUAUACUCGUCGCCUGAUUCUCAAGUUAUCCCUGACUCGUAUAUCGUGGUUUUCAAAGAACAACUUGAGAAGAAACAUAUUGACUGCCACCACAACAAAAUUCGUUCUCUGGUCGAGGAGGAAAAUGAUAAACUCAACAAGCGAGGUUUCCUUGAUAAGUUGAUAUCUGGUAUCAAACACACUUAUAGUUUUAAAAAUCUAAAGGGCUAUGCCGGUCGUUUUACCGAUGAUGUUUUGGAGAAGAUCAGACGCAGUGACGAGGUGGCUUGGGUGGAAAAAGAUCAAAUGGUAUAUGCGUCUGAACUUCAACGAAAUGCUCCAUGGGGUUUGGCCAGAAUUGCACAUCGUGGCGCUUUGACAUUUGGUACUUUCAACAAAUAUCUAUAUGAUUCAAGAGGAGGAGAGGAAGUCACGGUUUAUAUAAUCGACACUGGUAUAAAUGUUAAUCAUUCCGACUUUGGAGGUCGUGCUGUAUGGGGUUCGACAAUCCCUGACAAUGACGAAGAUAUUGAUGGCAACGGACACGGUACUCACGUUGCUGGUACUGUUGCGGGUAAAAGGUAUGGUGUAGCUAAGAAAGCUAAAGUUGUCGCCGUUAAAGUAUUGCGAUCGAACGGUUCUGGUACCAUGUCAGAUGUUAUUAAAGGUGUUGAAUAUGCUGCUGAAGCACAUCAGGAAGCCGAAGAAAAAGCCAAAAAAGAAGGAAAACCUUUCAAAGGUUCAGGUGCUAAUAUGAGUUUGGGUGGUGGUAGAAGUAAGGCCUUGGACUUUGCCGUUGAUGGGGCCGUCGAGGUUGGUAUCAACUUUGCAGUUGCUGCCGGUAACGACAACCGUGACGCCUGCGAUUUCUCGCCAGCCGCAUCUGAGUUAGCUAUAACCGUCGGUGCUUCUACCAUCGAGGACGAACGUGCUUGGUUCUCUAAUCACGGUAAAUGUGUCGAUGUUUUUGCUCCUGGUAAGGAUAUCACAUCCACUUGGAUUGGAUCCCGCUAUGCCACAAACACCAUCUCCGGAACCUCAAUGGCUUCCCCUCAUGUAGCUGGUUUGGUAGCAUACUUACUCUCUCUUCAAGUUGACGAUGAAUCAGACUUUUAUACCAAGGCUUUAACCCCUCUUGAACUCAAGAAUAAGAUUAUUAAACUGGCUACAAAGAAUGUCCUUACCAAGAUUCCAAACAAUACACCUAAUCUUUUGAUAUACAAUGAUUACAAUUGA
Messenger RNA from Acaulospora morrowiae, 1314 nucleotides. Lineage: Eukaryota; Fungi; Glomeromycota; Glomeromycetes; Diversisporales; Acaulosporaceae. The record is from the annotation of a GenBank genome assembly.